Messenger RNA from Morone saxatilis (striped sea-bass), 5419 nucleotides. RefSeq names its product nuclear factor, erythroid 2-like 1a (gene nfe2l1a). Gene Ontology annotation, cellular component: nucleus. Gene Ontology annotation, molecular function: DNA-binding transcription factor activity, RNA polymerase II-specific; RNA polymerase II cis-regulatory region sequence-specific DNA binding. The record is from RefSeq and is a predicted model, not a curated record. Gene Ontology annotation, biological process: regulation of transcription by RNA polymerase II. The transcript has 9 exons. The coding region runs from base 446 to 3175 and encodes 909 amino acids. Lineage: Eukaryota; Metazoa; Chordata; Actinopteri; Moronidae.
ACAACCGCCUGUGGUGAGACACAUGAUGAUAUUCUUAUAUGAACCACUCAGGAGUCAGCGCCAGAUAUCUCUGUGAUAUUCCUGUAAUGUUCCUGUUAGAGCCUGUGUGCUGUGUUUGACAGGACUCACUGAAGAAAUAUUUGUGAAGUUUCCAUGAAGAAGUUUUGGAUGAGUCUGUAAGAAGGGGAAAGUUUCACAGACAGACUUUGUUUCUAGAUUUUUUUUUAUCACAAUCAGCCCUAAUUUCCUUCAAAAACCCAUUUCUACACCUGGACACUGAGAAGCUCUAACAGAGCAGUCUGCAAAUGUGUAGUGCUUUGCCUUGAUCUUCUAAGAACUUUACACUUUGGCCAAGGACACUACCACUACAAGAAGUGACACUCGUUGUGGUGGUGACUGAGCUGAGCCCUGGACUCUUUGCACAUCGUCUGACUUAUCAAAGACCAUGCAGUACCUAAAGAAAUAUUUCACAGAGGGCCUUAUCCAGAUGGCCAUUCUGCUCAGCCUGAGUGGAGUGCGGGUUGACGUGGGACUGGAGCCCUACCUGCCUCCCUCCUGGCACGAGAUGAUCCUGGGUCCGACCUCUGCGCUGACCCAGACACAGUUCCACAACCUGCGCAACCGCCUUGAAGACGGCCAAGGCCUGCACCCCAAGAGUGUGGAUCUGGACGGGUUCUUCACAGCACGACGGCUACUGGGCUGGGUCCGCACUCUGGAUAGACUGCAGGUUCCUCAUGCAGAGCUGGAGACAUGGCUGGUCCAGCGGGAGCCAGAUCCUCUCCCUGUGGUAUUUCCAGACCAGCCCUCCCCACUGGUGAGAGCACCUGCUGGGGUGGAGAGAGACCGAAUUGCCCCACCUGUGGAAUCCAGAGCUGCACUUGGUACCCUGCAGGAAGAACAGGAGGAGGAUGAGCAGGAUAAAGAGGAAGAAACGCAUCAUGCGCUGAAUCACAGUGGUGCUCUGGAUGAGAGAGGAGAGGAGGAGGAGGAGGAGGAUAAAGAGGAGGAGGAAGACCUGGACAGGAUGCAUAGGAGUUACAGGAGAGCAGAGGGAGGGGGAAGACCAAGAGGUUCUUACAACCGUGCUAACAACGGAGAGCUAACUCAGAAUGAAGUAGACCAGACUUCUUUCUCCCUCCAGGAGUGUUUAAGGCUUUUGGAAGAAACCUUUCCCUUCACAGAAGAACAACAGUUACGUAAUGUUGGCGGUAGAGGAGAUCUGGAGUGUCAGUCCCCUGACAGGGACCCAAUGAUGCCCCCCAUCAUCCCCACCAGAAACCCAUCCUUGGACCUGGAGCUUGAAUGGCAGGACCUGUUGUCUAUCAUGGAGCCUGAGAACACAGAGGUUAACAUGAUGACUCCAUUUGACCACACCCGGAAUUCAAGAGCAACUGGGACCCUUCAUGAUGUGAGGUCUGAAGCUCUACAGCAAAACUGUAACAACCAUGACAAUGACGUAACAGAGGCUGAUCAGGAGGUCCUUCUCAUGGAGACUCCCCAGCAGCAAGGGUCGUUUGGGCCUCCAAGCCAGUCAGAGCCAGUCCUGUUUCCACUCACCCCCAGUGCAGAUUUGGAUGACCGCAGUUUAGCCUUUAACACAAUGGACACUUCGACAAACUCUAAUGUGUAUUCCUGGCACAGUCCUCCAGAUAACACAGAUCUGCUUGCAGAAGAUCCUUCAGAAGGCUUCCUGGGACUAAGUGCAGAAGAUAACUCCAGUACCUUCAACAUAAAUCUGCUAACACAAGAUCUUGUGGAUACCGUGGAAAGCAGUCCAUGUUCACAGUAUGCUCCCUACCCUGAAAACCUUCCUACCUGGGAUGUUAACUUUCAUUCACGCAACAUGACAGCUUCCAGUUUCACCCCAUCUCCAGAGGGGAAUGGUAUGACCCAAGACCUUCUGACGUCUCCCUCCAAUGUCUUUCUGAGUGACGAAGAGGAUAUUGAGAAUGAAAACGGUCUCCCUAGCUCACUUAGUGACCUCUUAGAGGAUGCUGCCAUCUUAGAUGAGUUUAGGUUGUUGGACCUAGCUCUGGAGGAAGGAUUCACUCCUGAGAUGGCAGCCAGGCUGGAAGAAGAGGGCUAUCUUGGCCGUGGAAUAGCCCAACAGGAAACUGGCAAAGAUGAUGACCACUUAGGCUCUAGCACGUCAGUCACUGAAGAUCAUGUUCAACCUAGAGGACAUCAGCAAGACGACGAGAAUGAGGCAGACUCAGACUCUGGUCUUUCUCUGGACUUCAGCCACAGCCCUGCUUCUCCAAGUGCUUCUGAGGCCUCCUCUUAUUCCUCUUCCUCAUCCUCUUCAUCUUGUGUGUCGGAUGAGGGAAGUCCCUUCUCUGAAGACGAGGACAAAGAUGCUGAGGAUGGGUUAGUUGGUUUGGAUAUGGAAUUGGAGGUGACCAUAAAGCAGGAGGAGCUGGAAGAGGAGGAGAUGGGUGCAGUAGGAGGAGUGUACCCUGAAGAUGUUAAGAAACAAUUCCCUCCCAACUAUGGAGAUGACAAGCUGUUUAAUGGCUUCCCUUGGCUGGAGCAUAUCGGCCACGAUCACACGUACAACCAACCCUGGUCAUCUGCCUCCUCUCCAUCCCUGGGCAAGAUGUCUACCAAACACACCAAAUCCUCCCUGCGACAUGACAGUGCCAGGCCUUACCGCAGCUCCAGGCACAUCUCUGAGACCAAAAUGUGGAGCCGGGAUGAACGGCGUGCACGGGCCUUGAAAGUCCCUUUCUCCAAUGAGCUCAUUGUUAAUCUGCCAGUGGAGGAGUUUAAUGACCUACUGGCCAAUAGCCAACUCAAUGAGGAUCAGCUUACCCUCAUCAGGGACAUACGGCGCCGUGGUAAGAACAAGAUAGCUGCCCAGAAUUGCAGGCAGAGGAAAAUGGAUGUGCUGCUGGGACUGAAGGAUGAUGUGUCAGGUUUGAGGCGCUACCGCUCACGGCUGCUUCGAGAGAAACAGGAAGCCCUGAGGAAUCUGCAGGAAAUGAAGCGCCAACUUGGCAUGUUGUACCAGGAAGUCUUUUCCACUCUCAGGGAUGAGGAGGGGAGGCCACUGGAUGCUAUGGAGUACCUGCUUAAUUUUGAGCCCAAUGGUAGUGUCACAGUAGCUUCACGCCAACAAGGGGCAGCGAUGCCACUAACAAAAACCAGCAAGAAACAGAGGGACAAGAAGAAGUGAGGAGGUGAACAAGCCGUUAGAGAAUGUAGAGAGAGUAAAGAGAUUCCUUAACAGGAAUGUGAUCAAAACCACAAAAAAGGCAGGAAAUACGGAUGCACUGGUGAAUGAAGAAUUCUUUAUCUAGUGUCAAUGGAAGGUGCUAAAAGGUACCAUGAAAUCCUCAAACACCCAAACAGAUACCCUGAGAGGAAGUGAUUUUCAUGAUGACGUUAAUGUCGAUUAAACCUUUACUCCGGGAUGUGUUGUUCUCCAUGCUUCAAACAUUUUCUACAGUAAACAGAUGGUAGGCCAGAUGACAUGGGAAAUGCUAGUUCAGUCCCUAACCACAGUCCUGCUUUCUCUAGUAUAAGCUUCCUCAGAGACUUGAAAACAUGAGUUGAAUAAGCCAACAGUGAUAGCAGGCUGGAUCCUGGCUGUCAGCUACUAUAGCCAAACAACUGGGGACGCUACAAUGACUGAGUCACCAAGAAAGGGUUGUUGGUACACAGGAUGGGAAGUUGUGGUUAUUCCCCUUGAGCUAGUAGAAGUGCAGAAUCUCACUCAAAUAUGCUUUAGCAAGCUAAAGACUUGAGUUCAUGGGGAUCAAACCUGGGUAUGUUCAGAUCCCAGACGGUGCAGUAACCACAAGCCAACCCACUGCCAAACUGUACAACAUUAUUCAAAGACAUUAGUUACCAUCUCCAGCAAAACCCUUUCAAAUUCUAACUAUAGAGGGCAUCUUGGAAUAGCAUACAUAAGUUAAAACUGACUUCAAGUCAGUUUUCCUGUAAAUUGACCAUUGUUUUGAAGAUUUCCACUUCUACCACAUGAGGACUUAGAUCAUACACAAAAAGCUAAACUUUUUUUUGUCUAUAUAAGCUAUAUUAGAAUGUGGCAACACUUUUUAGUAGGAUAUAUUCAUUGUUGCUUUCGGUCUCAGAGGAUUUGUUAAUAAUAAGAACAAAAAGAUCAAAUAAUACCAGCCUUAUGCUUUAAGGUGGGGAGAUGGUCUUUGAAAAUAAGGUGAGAUGAUGUGGCAUCAUGCAUUGUGUGUCCUUCCAUGUCAUUCAGUGGCAAACACAGAAAAGUAAUGGAAAUAGGAAUAUGAAGAUUGGAUGGAUAGAGCACUUGGAACUUUCACACCUGGCCAGAAAAAUGAUAUGUCAGAUUGCAAGGGCCCUGUACCAUUUUUUAAGGCUUUGAGAUUCAUGAAUGGUGGAGUGACCAGACUGCAACAAACUGACAACAGUCUGUUAAAAUAUGACUGAGGAAUGACUCCUUUUACCCAUAAGUGGUGCCUGUAUUGUUUUUUUUUUCUUGUAAACUAAAAGCAUAACUGCAGUGGGUUUUACCUGUGCCUUUAACGUUUUUGUGUUCUUAUGUAUUUUUAACAUUCAUCUGUGAAGCUGUUGAAAUCAUAUUGUCUAUUUCACACAAGAUAGUGGGAAUCUUUGCUCCAAAUGUAGCUACAAAAAGGGCAGUCCCAACCCUGACCUAAAUUUAAAACAGGACUGGAAUCUGUUGUCAGUCUUGACAGUUCUUUAAUACAACUGAGUUUAGUUGUGAAGCUGUUAAUGUUUUAAGAUUGAUUGCCAUAAUAUAUGUUAGGUGCCCAAAAUGCUUAUGAAUGUACUGAAAUUACAGUUUUGGCCUUUAAAGACAGGUAACUCUAGAUUCCAACACUUCUCCAAACUCAAGGCUGAUUUAUGAAUUGUUUCAAGUUAGCAUGUCACCCUCUAGUGGUUGUACCCAUAGCUGAGUAAGGCAGAACUCCAGAGAUUCUGAUGAAGACAUUACUACAAUGAAUUAAACAUGGCAGCAGUUUGACCUGUUGAUACUAAGAAUUUACAAUCUGAACUAAAUUUUGCAUAAUCUAGACUGUAGAAAGUAUUAUUAUUGAUAAAGCCAUGUAACUAGUAGUAUUGUUAGAUUGUUUUUAGGCAAGAAAUUAUCAGUGUUUCACAUGGUACCUCGUUGUAGAAUCAAAUUACUGUAUGUGCAUGUGUCCCUCUUAGAUAUCUGUAUGGCAAAGAAACGCAGUGGAAUGAAAUGGUCUCUGCCAAAAUCCCAUCUUUCAAAUUUAUGUAGACCAAUUCUGAGCUUCUUACAAUGUAACACACUGCAUGCUCAUCAUUACCACUAAUGGAGCAAGAUUUUAGUUGUUGUUAAGUGUUUACAUUUUGUGACUGCCCAAUGUGCUUGCUGGUAUUCAAGGACUUGGGACCUUGUCUUCUGUAAUAUUAAAAAUAAAAAUAAAUUGUAUUU